AUGGCGACGCAGCUGAGGAACUGCGUCGUUCGGUGCGGCGCCUCCGGGUUCGCGGUGGAUUACUGGGGGCACAAGGACUUCAUCGGUGCGCGCGGGGACGACGAGCGCCCUCCGCGUCGGGUCCAGCAGAUAAAUCUGGGCACCCGAGAGAAUUUUGAUCUCAUCCAUCGCGCGUACUUCCUCACGCACGCGCACUCGGACCACCUCGUCGGCUUGAACGGCGAGUGGGAGUCGCGCGGCGGCGCGAUAUACUGUUCCCCGGUCACGCGCGCGCUGCUGUUUCGAAAGCAUCCCGCCCUCGAGACGCGCGCCGACGUCGUCGUCGUCGCGUUGUCGCUCGGGCGCCCGCACGUGAUAACGCUCCAGGGCGGGGAGUUACUCACCGUGACGCCACUAGACGCCGGGCACUGCCCCGGGUCCGUGGGGUUCCUGUUCGAGGGCGCGUGCGGGAGGAUAUAUCACACCGGAGACUUCCGACGAGAGGACUGGUGCGGCCGCGGCGGCGCCGCCGCCGCCGCCGCCUCCGCCAUCCCCGAAUGCCUGACGCGCGCGCCGCUGGACCUCCUCCUCCUCGACAACACGUACGCGAACCCGACGUACGACUUCCCCGCGCGGAGCGACGCGGCCGAGGAGGUUCUCGCGAUCGUCUCGGAGGCGACCGCGCGCGGCUGCGACGUCUACGUGGGGAUCGACUCGCUCGGGAAAGAGGCGCUGUUGACCGCCGUGGCGACGGCGACGGGCGCGGCGGUGAGGGUCACGCCCGAGCGCGCGGCGGCCGCGGCGGUCGCUGCGGCCGCGGCAGAGGACGAGGAAGAGGACGACGACGGAUGGGGGUUCGGCGACGGCGACGGCGGCGACGGCGACGGCGACGUCCGCGCGCGGCGGCGGUGGCGGCACUCGAGCGUCGACGCGGGGAGCCUCACGUCCAAGUGCACCGCGUCAGGCAGGGUGUUCGCGGUGCCGAAGCAGCAGGUCACGCGCGCGAAACUCGCGCACUUGCAGCGGCACUCGGCGUCGCCGAUCGUGGGGGUGCUUCCGACGGGGUGGGCCGCCGCGCCGUGGGCGUCCGCGGGCGGCGGCGGCGGCGGCGGCGGCGGCGGCGGCGGCGGCGGCGGCGGCGGCGGCGGCGGGACUGGGGGCGACGUCGACGACGACGGGCCGGCGUUGCGCUCCGUGCCGUACUCGCUGCACGCGCCGUUCGCGGAGCUCGAGGCGUUCGUGAAGGCGUUGCGACCGAUCGCGGUCGUCGGGAACACGCGGCCGCCGCGGGACCCGGACGCGCCGUGCAUAGACGUCGGCGCGCACUUCGCGCGGUGGUGCCGCGGCGGCGGCGGCGGCGGCGGCGGCGAGGGCGGCGAGGGCGCGCGGGUCGCGGCGCCCCGCGACGUCGCGGCGGCGUCCGCGGCGGCGGUCGCCGCGGCGAGGCUCGCGACGGCUCAGCCGCGCGUCCUCGGCGGCGCCGGGCACGCGAUCCUCCGCGCGUUCGACCACCGAAACGCGGCGAACGACGACGACGACGCGCGCGCGCUCGGUCCCAGCCCCGGCGGCGGCGGAAAAGGGCUCUCGCUCUCGCGCGCGGUGAACGGGUACGAACGGCCGGCGGCGAGCGCGUGGGAGCGCGACAACGUCGGCGGGGAUACCGCGUCGGAGCCGGACGACGACGACGACGACGACGACGACGCGCCGCCGGGAGACGCGUCCGAGGACGAGCUCGACGCGCUCGCCGCGGCGUUCGCGGUGGACGUGUUGAAGAUGGCGCGACGCGACGGACGCGGACGAGGGAAGCGCGCGCGCGACGCCGCGGACGACGCGUGGGAGAGGCUCGGUCAGGCCGCGUCGUCGCCGUCGUCGCUCCCCGCGACGGGGAAGCAGAGGUGGCAGAACGCGUGA
Messenger RNA from Micromonas pusilla CCMP1545, 1890 nucleotides. RefSeq lists its product as uncharacterized. The coding region runs from base 1 to 1890 and encodes 629 amino acids. NCBI's taxonomy places the organism in Eukaryota, Viridiplantae, Chlorophyta, Mamiellophyceae, Mamiellales, Mamiellaceae. The record is from RefSeq and is a predicted model, not a curated record. Gene Ontology annotation, molecular function: damaged DNA binding; 5'-3' DNA exonuclease activity. The transcript has 3 exons. Gene Ontology annotation, biological process: double-strand break repair via nonhomologous end joining; interstrand cross-link repair.